AUGCUGGAUGAGAAGCGCGAAAAAGCCACCAAGACGUUGAAGGAGGUAGUCGAAAAUGGACCGCAGUUUACUCGAGAGUCGCCACUGGAUGAGGCUUUUAAAGCCCUCUACGAAUCUAUAAUCUCCAAAUUGAAUGAUUCGAAGACAUAUCAGGAGUUGGGCUGCAGCAGUAACGAGGAGUUCGUGAACCAGCUACUGCAGCACUUUGGCAGGAUACAUGAUGCUGCCUGUGAUAAACAGCGAAUAGAUGGUGGCGAGCUACUGCCAAUCUCGCUUCAUGAUAUGCGCUAUAUGGACACACUGAUUAAGCUGAUACUUUUCCAUGGGUUAGAGGCUAAUCUGCCAGCUAGCGCGAGAUCACAGAUAUGCCCCGAUGAGCUCGGUUGUGGUAUUUUAAGGUCCCACCCGGCAAAUCCACAGACAUUGAUCGCUGUCAUGGCGUGUCUUUAUCCCAUUAUAAGUGAUACAUCGAGAGCAGAUGAUUAUGCUAGGAUGGUUGUGUUGAGGGGACCUCUGUAUCGGGAAAUGGUUUUGGGCCUGCUGCAUCUUUUUGCUAGCAUGGAGGAUGCCCAAUAUGAAAAAAUGGUGGAUGUUCUUGAAACGGUGCAACAGACGUACGAGCUGCUUAAUGUUUAUACGUCUCUAGUUGACACAAUCCGCGACACGGAACUGCGUGCUGUCCUUCUUGUUAGAUUAAGUACAUUACCGGUACGCAGAAAUGAUGGUGUAUUGAGUUUGAUAGACUUUGUCACAGGCGCGCGGGAGAGCGAACAGAUAGAUGUCGAGAAGGUCUGCAGAGUGACAGAAAUCCUGGUGGCCAAGCCUAAGAACAUGAGCAGCGUCGAGUAUUUCACGAAUCUCUUCGAGCAGGUGAGAGAACAGUUAUCCCAUAUAAACAGGCCCUUGGUCAUCACCUGCCUUAACGAUUUGAUAAGCACUCUGUACCAAAAGAAUAGCCGUAUAAUCCAGGACUUUCUUUUCAAACCGGUGUUCGAUGUGUUGUACAAUAUGCCUAUUAAGAAUUACACUUCAAAACAAUUAAACGAUGUCACCAAUGUACUGAUUUCUCUUACCAAGAGUCCGUCCGUGGAGAUGAUGGAAGCCCUAACGAGCGCCUACGGACAGAACCAGUUCUACCUCCACUUAUGGAUCUACGCUCUCUUCCUUAGGAAGUUCCAAACUUUAGCUCCAAUAAUGUACGAUAAGGAUGGCAACAAGAUUGAAGAGACACCAGCGCCGUACUACAACGUUAUUCUCUCUCUCAUAAAAUCGUACAUGGUCCUCACAAACCACUUUGAGUCUUUGGAUCACUUGGCGCUGAACUUGAUUAAUUUUGAACAUUCACAGUGGAAAUACGUUGUCGAUUUACAGACGCAACUUGUUUCCAUCACUGUAAAGGAUGAGGGCGAGAAACUGCCGCGCUCACUCACCACUGGUCGAAAUGAGCGCGAUGGCUCCUUCGAUCUUUUCAAAGACAUUGAUAUGGCAGUAGACCUCUUCGUGUUACUUUUAAAUCUGAUAGGGAACGAAGAAGUGACCAAAAAUCUCUUUCUAAAUGUUCUCAGCAGGUGGGUUAAGAGCAGCAUCGACAAUAAGAGACCGGACACUCUAGAUGGCAGCGAGUCCAGUGCAUUGAUACUGGUGGACCUCAAGAUCUUGGAGCGCAUGAACAAGGAGUUUACCAGUGAGAUUGUCAAGAAACCAGAUGACAUUCUAUUAUUGAUCCUGGAGCUCCUUGGCUCCAUUACUGAGGAGGAAAAGCAAAAGCCUGAGAUAGGCGAAGAUUCCGACGAUGAGGAGGAGGAGCCAGUCGCUGCUACUGCUGCAUCAACAAUUUUUGACAUCGUGCUAGAGCUGCUCGGGACUGUACUAGAUAAAGGUGUUUUGAAGUCUAGCUCAAAGGCUCAAGAAACACUACAGGCCAUCCACGAGAAAUUGGGCAGGCAUGAAAAUCGACAAUGUGAAGAACUGCGAUCGAAAAUCCAUCAUCUUUUAAACAACACCAAUAUUUCAGACCUACAGACCGAAUCCUCUUUUGCAGACAAUCAACUGCUGCUUGAGGCCAUGAAUAAUAUCAAUGAUCCAAUAGAUCCCAUUAAAGUACAAGGACUCACCACGUUGGCUCGCCUCGCCGAAAAACAAUCCCAGGUUGUUCAGCUCCCUAGAUUCAGGGCAAUCUUUCUACAGCACCUGCGUUAUCCAGACCCCUUCGUCUACCUGAACGCCGUCAAGGGCCUAGCUGUGCUAUGCGAACGCGAUCCGAACGAGACCGUCGAUGCCCUACUCAAAAUAUAUCUAAACCUAGAGCAAAGACACAAGAUCGAUGACGUGCUCAAAAUUGGCGAAUCUUUGAGUCUCUACAUCCAGCGAGAAGGCGAGCUGUUCCAGGGCCGCAAUGCCAACAACAUUGUCGAUGCUUGUCUCGCUAUAGUCCGAAAACACGACUCACUAGACAACAGAAUAAGAAUGUCUGCGAUCUCGCUGCUCGGCGUAUGUCUGCGAGUAAACGCGAUCGGCAUACAGGACAGAAUACCUCUGAUACUCGACUGUGUCUUCGGUGUUCUACAGCUAGAGACCACCGCAAAGCAGGCAGCCCGUAAUAAAAACUACAAAGAUGCGUUUGUCGUCAGAAGAGCUGCUAUCCAUCUGGUUUUCGACCUUCUCAAUGACAACGGUUUUGAUCUGCUGCCAAAAGAUUACAACCACGGCCAAUUAGUCGUGUUACUCAGAUACGCUAGAGAACACGACGAUGAUGCUCUCGUCCGCAAGCAUGCCGAUGAGAUCUUACAGUUGACUGGUAGGCUGUUGGCGCUGCAGAUCUGA
Molecule: messenger RNA, 2823 nt
Organism: Torulaspora globosa
Lineage: Eukaryota; Fungi; Ascomycota; Saccharomycetes; Saccharomycetales; Saccharomycetaceae
Gene: RTP1
Product: Rtp1p
Exons: 1
Coding region: 1-2823 (940 amino acids)
Biological process (GO): protein secretion
Source: RefSeq, a predicted model, not a curated record